UAUAAGGUCAGUCUUUGGGGCCUCUGGUGGCUGUACAAGUUUGCUGUUGAGCAUUGAACACAAUAAAUUUUGACAGUGAAUUUUAAUCAUGCCCUAUCAUUGGCAAAGCAAAUCAGUGAAGGCCAGCGGCGUCGAGGACAUGGUGUUGCUCACUAAAAUACAAGAGAGUGCUAUCGUGGAGAAUCUAAAGAAGAGAUUUCUAGAUGAUCAGAUUUAUACGUACAUUGGACCUGUUCUCGUUGCUGUUAAUCCCUUCAAGAGCUUGCCCUAUUUCACAGACAAGGAAGUGGACGUGUACCAAGGAGCGGCAUUAUAUGAGAAUCCUCCUCAUAUCUAUGCACUAGCAGAUGCCAUGUAUCGCAGCAUGAUGAGUGACUGGGAGAAGCAGUGCAUUAUCAUUAGUGGAGAGAGUGGUGCUGGGAAGACAGUUUCUGCAAAAUUCAUUAUGUCUUACCUUGCAAAAGUGUCAGGAGGUGGACAACAUGUUCAGAAAGUGAAAGACGUCAUUUUAAAGUCAAAUCCUUUGUUGGAGGCAUUUGGAAAUGCAAGAACUGUUAGAAACAACAACUCCAGCAGAUUUGGAAAAUAUGUGGAAAUUCAGUUUGGAAGGGGAGGUCAACCUGAUGGUGGCAAGAUUUCAAAUUUUUUGUUAGAAAAGUCUCGUGUUGUGAGCCAGAAUGCACAAGAAAGAAAUUUUCACGUUUUUUAUCAGCUCUGUUAUGGAGCCUCAUCUGAAGACAAAGAACAGCUGGGUCUGACAUCGCCAGACUACUACUACUAUCUCAAUCAGAGUGGUCUGUAUGUAGUAGACGGCAUUGAUGAUGUACAAGAGUAUCACGACACAAGAACUGCAAUGGAUGUUAUUGGAAUUAGUUCUGAUGAGCAAGCGGAGGUUCUCAGCAUUGUGGCUGGAGUUCUGCAUCUUGGCAACAUCACAUUUAUUGAAAGCGGCAACUAUGCUGUUCCAGCUGAUGAUGAAUUUCUGGCUUUUCCUGCGUAUCUUCUUGGUGUGAAUGAUAUGUUGCUGAAAUCAAAGCUGACCAGCCGAAUCAUAGACACCAAGUGGGGAGCAAAAACAGAGUCUGUGACGAUGACCCUGAAUGUUGAGCAGGCAUUAUACACACGGGAUGCUCUUGCAAAAGCUUUAUAUGCCAGGCUAUUUGACUUCCUUGUGAAAGCUGUAAAUCAGGCUAUGCAAAAGGAGAGAGAUGACACCAGCAUUGGUAUAUUGGACAUUUAUGGCUUUGAAAUUUUUCAAAGAAAUGGGUUUGAGCAAUUUUGCAUUAAUUUUGUGAAUGAGAAACUGCAGCAAAUCUUCAUUGAACUUACACUGAAGGCAGAACAGGAAGAGUAUGUUGAAGAAGGCAUUAAAUGGAAUCCAAUUGAGUACUUCAACAACAAGGUGGUGUGUGAUCUGAUAGAGAGCAAGAAACCACCUGGUAUUAUGUCCGUACUUGAUGAUAUUUGUGCAACAAUGCAUGCUCAGUCUGAAGGUGCAGACGGAAAACUCUUGGAGAAACUUGGUCAUGCAAACCUUCCUGGACAACAACAUUAUGUAGGUUUUAGUGCUGGAUUUACUGUGCACCACUAUGCAGGAAAGGUGACAUAUGAAGCUGAUGGAUUUUGUGAAAAGAACCGUGAUGUUUUGUUUAAAGACAUCAUUGAACUGAUGCAGAGCAGUCAACAGUAAGAAUUAAAUAACUUGUUAGAAGUGAUUAUGGACCAGGAGUUAUUGUUAUAGUACAUAUUGUCUACUGGCUCUGAAUUUUAUCCUUUUGUAAUAGGGACAAUAGCAGUGUUUUCCCCAGGAUCUUCUUAUUCUAAGCAAUUAAGC
Messenger RNA from Corticium candelabrum, 1834 nucleotides. Its product is annotated as unconventional myosin-Ie-like. Gene Ontology annotation, molecular function: actin filament binding; microfilament motor activity; ATP binding. Gene Ontology annotation, biological process: vesicle transport along actin filament; actin filament organization. The record is from RefSeq and is a predicted model, not a curated record. Gene Ontology annotation, cellular component: myosin complex; actin cytoskeleton; vesicle. Bases 89 to 1690 code for a protein of 533 amino acids. The transcript has 19 exons. NCBI's taxonomy places the organism in Eukaryota, Metazoa, Porifera, Homoscleromorpha, Homosclerophorida, Plakinidae.